This is a messenger RNA of Solanum tuberosum (potato), 831 nucleotides long. RefSeq lists its product as uncharacterized. The coding region runs from base 1 to 831 and encodes 276 amino acids. The record is from RefSeq and is a predicted model, not a curated record. Lineage: Eukaryota; Viridiplantae; Streptophyta; Magnoliopsida; Solanales; Solanaceae. The transcript has a single exon.
AUGUUAAAGAAUGAAGUGAUUCUUGUGAGGUUUGAAACAGUAGUUGGGAAAGAUGAAGCGAUCCAAGGUGGCAUAUACCAUUUUGAUAACAAACCCUUCAUAGUGAAAGCAUGGAAUCCUGACAUGGAAUUAACUAGGGAUGAGCUAUAUACAGUCCCUAUAUGGAUCAGGUUCCCAGGGCUUGUAAUCAAGUAUUGGAGUCCUCAAGCUUUGAGUAAAAUAGGGAGCUUGGUGGGGAAGCCCAUGAUGGUAGAUAACAAUACCGAGAAGAAGAAUGGUCUGAACUUUGCUAGAUUACUGGUGGAGGUGGGGAUGGAUACUAAAUUACCCGAACUCGUCGUGUUCAAAAAUGAGAAGGGUCAAGUAGCUGAGCAGAAAGUUAUGUAUGAUUGGAAACCAACAUUAUGCACUCAUUGCCGUAAGUAUGGCCAUGUAGUGGAUAUAUGUAGGAAGAAAAAAAUGGCUGCAAAUGGAGGAGAUAUAUCGAAAGUGAGAAAUGCAAAAAGAGGGAUACAACACAAAGACAGGACUUCAAACGAGCAGGGGAUACAGCAGGAACAAAUCCAGGAAACAACAAUUAAUUCACAUGAAAAUCAAACACAAGUGACAACAGCAAAACAGAAUGACGAGACAGUUUGGGUAACACCACAAAAGGCAGGGAAGAGCAAGAAUAUAGAGGUUCAACAAGCAUAUAAACAAAUAGAGAACUCAAAUUCAUUUCAGGUGUUGGAAGGCAGCUGGGGAAAUACUAAUAAUAAUAAGAGAUUGAAUCUAUCCGGACAGGUUGGAAAUGUUGGCACUGAAUCCAUACCCUAUUAUGGGGAUGGUUAA